Molecule: messenger RNA, 1386 nt
Organism: Pieris macdunnoughi
Lineage: Eukaryota; Metazoa; Arthropoda; Insecta; Lepidoptera; Pieridae
Source: the annotation of a GenBank genome assembly
AUGAGCGAUGAAAAACAGCCCCUCCUCACAGGGCCUAGUAUUUUAGUUGAUAACCCAGAGAAUCAAGUCGUAGAAUUAGUGACCAGUCCCACGGGACCAACUAAAGAUGAAAAAAAUAAAAAGGAAUACAAUCCAGCUUCAGAGCGGUAUUUAGAACAUCCGACCUCUAAUUUCGAUACUCUGAUCCAUCUACUGAAAGGUAAUAUUGGAACGGGGAUAUUGGCGAUGCCCGAUGCGUUUAAAAAUGCUGGACUUUUUUUGGGUGUUUUUGGUACUUUAUGCAUGGGAGCUAUUUGCACCCAUUGCAUGCAUAUGUUGGUACUUUGUUCCCAUGAACUCUGUGUGCGUAACCAAAGACCAGCAAUGAGUUUUGCUGAAGUUGUAGAAGAUGCAUUUGCUAUGGGACCUGUACCUUUGAGAAAAUACGCAAAAAAUAUUAGGAACAUUGUCAAUGUGUUUCUUGUAAUAACUCAAUUGGGAUUUUGCUGUGUGUACUUUCUGUUUGUGGCAACUAACCUUCAAGACACUAUGCACUUUUUCCAUAUAAAUAUGGGUGUCCACAGCUACUUAGCCUUAUUAUUUCCGCCGAUGCUAGCGUUGGGUAUGGUGAAGAAUCUAAAAUACUUGACACCGGUUUCUCUAAUAGCUGCUAUUAUGACCGCUUGGGGCUUGGUGAUUACCUUCUACUAUAUAUUGCAAGAUUUACCCCACACUAGUACUGUGAGGGCAUUUGCGAGUUGGCAUCAAUUACCACUCUACUUUGGAACGGCCAUUUAUGCAUUUGAGGGAAUCGGGGUGGUAUUACCUCUAGAGAACAACAUGAAAACACCGCAGGACUUCGGCGGGUGGACAGGUGUUUUGAACACUGGUAUGGUGAUUGUAGCAGCUCUGUAUACAGCGAUAGGCUUCUUCGGAUAUCUCAAGUAUGGGAAUCAUGUCCUUGGGAGUAUUACUCUCAAUUUACCGAAUGAACCAUUAGCGCAAAGCGUACGAGCUAUGAUGGCGAUGGCUAUAUUCCUAUCAUACGGCCUUCAGUUCUACGUGCCGAUGAAUAUAGUGUGGCCUUUUGUCAAAUCGAAACUCACAUCGGAAAAGGCUCUCGCGUAUGGCGAAGCGAUAACAAGAUUCAUAUUGAUUUCGUUGACUUUUAUAGCAGCUGCGUUGAUACCGAAUUUAAGCGGUAUUAUAUCUCUCGUAGGAGCAUUUAGCAGUUCAGCCCUUGCUCUUAUAUUCCCGCCAAUAAUCGAUAUUAUCACGUUCUGGCCCGACCGACUCGGAAAAUAUGACUGGAAAAUGUGGAAGGAUGUCGCCAUUAUCAUUUUCGGUAUAACCGGAUUUGUGUUCGGUACAUACGCGAGUAUAGGAAAUAUUUUAUCGCUUCCGUAA